Suillus paluster is the source of this 1162-nucleotide messenger RNA. RefSeq lists its product as uncharacterized. The transcript is spliced from 8 exons. NCBI's taxonomy places the organism in Eukaryota, Fungi, Basidiomycota, Agaricomycetes, Boletales, Suillaceae. The coding region runs from base 419 to 1120 and encodes 233 amino acids. The record is from RefSeq and is a predicted model, not a curated record.
CAAAAUACUACAAAAUCUACUAAUAUCUAAGUCUCACCGGUUUACUGAUGCGCCGAUGCACAUCAUGUCCCUCGCUGGUUCUUUUGUCCCAGCAAAGUGGCAGGAUCCACUAGAACUCCUCCCUCGUAGCUUGACCGCUCUGCGCAUGCACUCUGUUCGCGCGUAAUUAUCAGUGACACGAAGUAUAAUAAGCAAGUCCUGAUGAGCAUCACCAAAAAUGUCGUUUGCCGUGCACAACGCCUGGUGAUCACUGGCUAUCUCAAGGCUGCCUGCUGCAGAGAAUUGGCGUGCUAUAGAUUGGCUGAGUGCCGCGUUAUUGAGCAACUGCCAGGCGUUGUCACUGUGCCGCCGCAAAAUCGCUCACAGAGUCCAAUAACGACACACCCUAUGAUAGAAUGGAUGUCUGACCAUCAGGUUCAUGCGACUGCCGAUUUCAAAUGCAUAUGUGUACACCAGUACCGCUGUAUCCGCUGGCGCAAGUCGAGACCUUCAUACGGAAGUACGUCUUCAUGUUGCCACAGAUACCCUCGAAGCCUCGUCCAACAUCCACUCAACCAAUUACGACACACCGCAAUGUCUGUCCAUGCUAACUGCAUCCAAGAAAGAUCUCAAGGAAGUAAACCAGUAUCUGGAGAAUGUAGAUCCCGAAAAAGUCGAGAAGGUGUAUGACGAAGUCGAUGCAUACGAGUGGAAAACCUCCAAAAUACCCCCAAGCCUCGUCCAACAUCCACUCAAACAAUCACGACACACCGCAAUGUCUGCACAUGUUGACGGAAGUGCAUCCAAGAAAGAUCUCAAGGAAGUAAAACAGUAUCUGGAGAAUGUAGAUCCUGAAAAAGUCGAGAAGGUGUAUGGUGAGGGGAAGUACAUCCCUUGGCACGGCGAUAGAAAGUCUCAGUCCCAAACGAACAUCACUUUUCAGACGAAGUCGAUGCAUACGAGUGGAGAACCUCCAAAGUAUGUCAUUAUCGUCGCGCGGAAGGGGAAGCCGGGGGCGUAUGUGACAUACGAGUCGUCUACUUGGAGUGACUCUGUCAAGACCAUCAUCGACGAGAUGAUCAAAGCUAUCGAGGCCAAGAACGAGGAUGUUAAAGGGACAAUGCGAUAUGACGUAUGCUAAGAGCGAAUGGAUCAGUUAGCAUGUAUGAUGUUUUCGUGCUGU